Triticum urartu is the source of this 1814-nucleotide messenger RNA. NCBI's taxonomy places the organism in Eukaryota, Viridiplantae, Streptophyta, Magnoliopsida, Poales, Poaceae. The record is from RefSeq and is a predicted model, not a curated record.
GAUGAAUUCCUCGAGAUGGUUGAGGAGACACAGGCCAAAGUGUUUGAAGAAAUCAGGAACAAGGUGGAUGCUAAACGGCACAGAGACCUCGAGGACACUCUUGGUGAUUUCAUGGAGCGUGUGAAGAAACAAGCUCCAAUGGCGGCAGCAUUUCCUAACGUGAGCAAGACCUCGCAUCGUCCUAGGACGAUGACAGUUGUUGCCCAAGAUCUGGCUGAAACUUCACGCGAAGCUGCGAGGUCUCUGAUGUCAGUGGUUGUUGAUAACGAGGAGACACGUGUCCAACCAGAAUCUCAUGGUCUGGCUGCUGCAACCAGAGGGGUGCAAGGACCUCACCUGAAUGCAUGCCCUGGGGUGCUUGUGGGUUUGCUUGGCAAAGAAACUGCUGUCCAGGAGCCUGUUGAUGAACCAGAGGACAAGCCUAUGAUUGUGGAUCGCAAAGGCAAGGGGCCGGCUAUUGACGUGGUCUACCGCAGGUGCAGUAGACAGACAACCAUGCAUGAGGUGCUUGGCGUGGCAGGUUCUUCCUCUAGAGAUCAUGUGCAUGUCCAUCAUCCGGUGGUUGCGUCCGUAGACACUGAUAUGACUGAAGCAGUUGUGCCGGAUGCUUUGCAGAUGCAAAAUGAUGGGCUUGCAGGAAUUGCCACGACCACACCAAUAGGGAACAGGAGGUUGGCACUGCCUGGUAAUGGGGAACAAACCAACCCGGUCCCUCUUGCGGUUGUUCCUGCUUUGCCACCUGCACGUGAUUACGGCUACUCUCCAUUUGAGCUGGAUCUACAACAUUUUUUCUACCCUAACCAAGUAUGCCUGGAUUUGUACGAGAGCGUUGAACUUCUCAGUCGGGCUUCUGAGCUCAGCAGGACUUGGUUCGAGCAUCACACCCCCACGGUGCUACAGAUAGAUGGGCAUAAGAUGAAGUACCAAUUCAGUUUGCAUGGUGAGAUGAUGUACAAUGGCCUUGACGCCUGGGUGCGUGGUUGGAACGACAGGGAGAGGAGCAUGAUGCAGAGAGUUGAUAUCCCAAACUGGAGAGGAUUGCUACCACAUGAUGAUGUGCUCCGCAUUGAAAAUAUUGAUACUGACAACGCCCGUGUUGUGCUCAUUGCGAUGCUUUCGACGCCCAAGCUUGGUUUCCCACUCUGCAUGUGUCGUCUGCUCUUGUUCCCUCUGUGGCUUGCUAACGACUGGUCCCUAUACGCCUUCGACAUGGAGCUGACCAGGGUCACGGUGAUGGACCCAUUGUACACGCAGGUGGGGUCACCAGUGUACAAGAGGAAGCACGGGGCGACCGUGCGCAUGCUGCUUAAAGGGCUCAAAAUCCUGGGGACCAUCCUGUUUGGCGGUUGGGAGAUGGAUAUCUCCAAAUGGACUGUUCGGUACAACAUUGAUAUGCACAUAGCUUGUGGUAGCGGUGAAUCGCCUGGCUACAUUGCGCACUAUGCGGACAACUUCAAUGCUUACGAGCUGGAGGAAGCCGUUCCUGAAGUUGGUCUUCCCCUGCGUCGGAAAAGGAUGCUCUAUGAGACAAUUGCCUGCUCGGGUAACACUGCUCCUCACCCAGGAUUCAUGGAGGAAGUGGAGGUGGAGGAGUAGAACACUGGACUCCAUGUUGUCGACAUGUCACCCUUUUGGAGCUGCUGCGUGCAAGGACAUGUUUGAUUACAUCCGGUGAGGAUGGAAGUUGUACUUUUUUUGUAGCUGUCUUGUUGACAGUUCUGUAAGCCCAUUGUGUGAUGGGCUUUGCAAUGUGCUAUGUGUUAAACCUAUGUGGUGCUUGUCUAAGUAUUUUGGCAUGGAACUGUACCAGCCAU